AUGACCAAGUCUGAGACUAUCACCGUAGCAUCUGCUUCUCCAACAGGUGCAAACGUCCCGGGACCUAAGAGCGAGCAAAGAAUGAUCUCUGCCCAUUCGACCUUCAUCCCCUAUUCCACCACUCAACCUAACUUCGAUGCAGCAUGUCGUCUGCCCGGUGGUAUUCGCUCCCCAGACGAUCUCUGGGACUUCAUGAUCCAAAAGAAGUCAGCCUACGGACCUGUCCCAGCUGAUCGAUACAACAUCGACGGUUUCUACCAUCCCCAAAGCAACCGAAGCGGCGCAACAAAUGUCCCCGGAGGCUACUUCAUCGAUGAAGACGUUCGACAGUUUGACAAUGCCUUCUUUGACAUCAAUAACCUUGAGGCUACGUGCAUGGAUCCUCAGCAACGCAAGAUUCUCGAGGUCGUAUACGAGUGUCUUGCGAGCUCGGGCACUUCUAUGGAAACUUUAGCUGGCUCUAAUACCGGCGUCUAUGUGGCCAACUUCACAGUGGACUAUCAGCCUCUACAGCUGAGAGAUCCUGAUUAUCUGCAUAGAUAUGUGACGACUGAGUCAGGUGCUACUAUCAUGUCGAAUCGGAUUAGCCAUGUCUUCAAUCUUCAUGGACCUAGUCUGUCAGUAGAUACUGCCUGCUCUCCAUCUAUCUACGCCUUCCAUCAAGCCAUCAAAGCAAUCAAGGCGGGAGAUUGUGACAGCGCAAUCGUGGCCAGCGCCAAUCUGAUCUUAACACCUGAGCCUCAUAUUGCGGCUGCCAAGAGUGGAGUUCUCUCAUCCACAGGCAUGUGUCUUACCUUUGACGAGUCAGCCAACGGCUACGGUCGAGCGGAAGGCGUCAAUUCUAUUUACAUCAAGCGCCUAUCCUCUGCAGUCAAAGAUGGAAACCCUAUCCGUGCAGUGAUCAGGGGAAGUGCAUUGAAUGCGAACGGGAGGACGCCGGGAAUAUCGCUUCCAGAUAGCACUGAUUACGUUGAGUGCCAUGGUACUGGGACUGCUGUUGGUGAUCCUAUAGAGGUAGAGGCGAUCGGAAGAGUGUUUGACCGAGGCUCAGGCGGCAAACUUCUACUUGGAUCGGUCAAAAGAAAUGUCGGACACAGUGAAGCAGCGAGUGGCCUCACAUCCGUGCUCAAGGUUGUCAAAUCCUUCGAGAAGGGUCAGAUUCCUCCAACUCGGGGCAUCGUUAAUCUCAAUCCAAAACUGGUUCUUGCUGAGCGCAAUCUAAUGAUUGCGCAGGAUGCUCACGACUGGCCGCGGGAUCUUCGCCGUGCAAGCAUCAAUUCCUUCGGCUACGGCGGUGCAAAUGCCCAUAUCAUUCUUGAGUCAGCCGAGAGCUAUCUUGGUAAAGAACCCCUGAUUAGACCAUCCAUGAACAACAUGUCGACAACGAGACAGCAGCGAUCUGUAGUGCUGCCUCUAUCAGCUAGCUCACCGUUCUCUCUUCAAGCACUAGUCGAUGAUAUCUCCUCGAAGCUCCCACGGCUUGGUCAUGCAAACGAGAUUGAUUCGUUGGCUUAUACUCUUACCCAUGGCCGCGACCACCUCAGUCACAGAACCUUUAUUCUAGCAGAUCUUGAUAAGAGUGGCAAGCUCUUGCGAACAUUUCGAACGACAACCGGUGAAGAUGACUUCCCUAUGAUGAAGCCUCUGCCCAUUGGCUUUGUAUUUACAGGCCAGGGUGCCCAGUACCCAGGAAUUGCCAAAGAGUUACUCGCCAGCUCUGAGAAUUUCUGCUCAACGAUCCGCCACCUCGACUCUGUGCUUCAAGGGCUCGCCCCUGAAUACGCUCCAGACUGGACGCUGGAGGAGACCAUCUUAGACUCUGACACAAACGUGAUCAAUGAGGUUGAGCGAAGCCAGCCGGUCUGCACAGCCGUCCAAAUCGCACUUGUCGAACUACUUCGUAGCUGGGGUGUUCAGUGUAACGCAGUUGUCGGACAUUCCUCUGGCGAGAUAGCGGCAGUUUACUGUGCCGGCCUGAUCAGUACCCCGCAAGCAAUCUCGGUAGCUUACUUCCGCGGGUAUGCUGCAGGAAGGAUGAUCGCCAGAGGCACUAUGAUGGCAGUUGGGCUGAGUGAUGAAGCUGCUGAGCUGUUGAUCGAGAGCAAAGGACUCAAAGAUCAGAUCCGCGUGGCAUGCGUUGACGCCCCCGAGAGUGUCGCGUUGAGUGGUUCAGAUGAAAGAAUCCAAGUACUCAAAGGGGCCCUGGAGAGUGACAACAAGUUUUGUCGUCUGUUGCAAACAGGCGGCCGCGCUUACCAUUCCUCCAUGAUGGAGGAAGUGGGUAGUUUAUACGAAGAGUUGCUUACCCCCCUUUUCACUGGGAAGGAUGCUAGGAAUGGCACUGCUUGUCGCCGUUCAGGUGAAGUCACAAUGUACUCAUCCGUGGGCUGCAGCCACGAAAGCCUGAGUAUCUUGGACGAGGGCACGGAUAUGCCAGCGUACUGGAGACGGAACUUGGAGCAACCCGUUCAGUUCAACUUCGCCCUCUCAAAUCUGAUCUCAGGCCAAGGCAAUGUCCAUCUCAUCGAGAUUGGUCCACACUCAGCCCUCGAAGGGCCGAUAAAGCAGAUCCGAAAACAUCUUGGACUUACUGAAACAGCACUCCCCUAUGCUUCAGCUCUAGUCAGAAAGAAAGAUGCCGACCAAUGUGUCAAGAUACUUGCUGGAAAGCUCUUUUCCCACGGCCAUUCUGUGAACUGGGAUGCUGUCAACAAUCUGCCCAGCAAUGGCUUAAGGAUUAUUCAUGAAAUAGCGCCUUACCCUUGGGACUACACGCGUAAUCAAGGUGUACUCUGGAAUGAGCCACGAGCCAGCUACGAGAUGAGGAACAGAAAGUAUCUGCGCCAUGAGCUACUUGGAACGAGCGUUUUAACAGGCAAUGAUAUCGACUACACGUGGCGAAAUCUACUGCGUCUUGGCGAAAUACCCUGGUUGAAGGACCAUUGUCUAGAAGAUCAAAUCGUCUUCCCUGCCACGGGAUAUAUGGCCAUGGCUAUCGAGGCUCUUUCUCAGAUCCUUAACGCGAAGGAGAAACCAGCGGAAGAUAUCUCUUUUGAGUUCCACAACGUCAAUAUCACGGGCCGCGCUGCAGAUCCCUAG
This is a messenger RNA of Fusarium tjaetaba, 3099 nucleotides long. RefSeq names its product polyketide synthase. Gene Ontology annotation, molecular function: fatty acid synthase activity. The transcript has 7 exons. The record is from RefSeq and is a predicted model, not a curated record. The coding region runs from base 1 to 3099 and encodes 1032 amino acids. Gene Ontology annotation, biological process: fatty acid biosynthetic process; secondary metabolite biosynthetic process. Lineage: Eukaryota; Fungi; Ascomycota; Sordariomycetes; Hypocreales; Nectriaceae.